CUCACUAAUCUCUCCCUCUAUCACCCUCAAGAGCCGUUUCGUGCCAAUGGCUGUUUCUUCUCUUUCGUCAAUCCCUUCCAAACAACCCUUUUUUCUCUCGCUCCUCCCAUUUCUGUUGUGAAAUUCUUUCGCCUUUCAGAGUUCUCUGCUCCCUCUGCGCAGUUAUCCCCAUCUUUUCGUCUGCAUCUCUCUCUUUUUGUCAAUGUUUCAGUUUGCGAAAGCUUUCCCAUGGAGUUGGCGGGUUCUGUUUUCUAUGCCAAAACCCUGAUUCGACCUUAAGGCCUGAAGGGAUCGCCUCUCUCUGUAUUGAAAUGGCGAUUGCAACUGGAGAUCGGUACCUGGAGAAGUUGGUGAAGUUCGUACACGAACAAGCUGGCCCUCUGAUUGAAGGAACUCUGGUGUUGAAGCUCAAUCCUGCUGGGCUUCACUAUGUUCAAUCUAGGUUUGAGGCCUUGCAUGAGCUUGAGAGCCUUCUUGCGGGUGCACCCGUUGACUACUUGCGAGCUUAUGUCUCAGACCUCGGUGAUCACCGCGCUCUUGAGCAACUCCGUCGGAUUCUUCGCUUUCUUACCUCGCUGAAGGUCGUUUCUGUCUUGCCACCGCCUACCAGGGAUCCCACACCCUUGUCUUUCCUGCCUUUUGGGCGGUUGAAAGUUUUGGAGCUCAGGGGAUGUGACUUGUCCACUUCGGCCGCUAAAGGGUUGCUCGAGCUUAGGCACACUCUUGAGAAAAUCGUUUGUCAUAAUUCCACGGAUGCUCUGCGGCAUGUAUUUGCAAGCAGGAUAGCAGAAAUUAAGAAUUCUCCGCAGUGGAACCGGUUGUCGUUUGUCUCUUGUGCAUGCAAUGGUUUGGUUCUCAUGGAUGAGUCUUUGCAGCUUCUUCCUGCUGUUGAAACGCUUGACCUUAGCAGGAACAAGUUUGCUAAGGUAGAUAAUCUUCGUAAGUGCACAAAAUUGAAGCACUUGGACCUUGGUUUCAAUCACCUGAGAACAAUUGCGCCUUUCAAUGAGGUUUCCUUUCAUAUUGUUAAACUAGUCUUGAGAAACAAUGCACUAACUACUUUGCGUGGGAUUGAGAUGUUGAAGUCACUUGAAGGACUUGACGUUUCCUACAAUAUUAUUUCCAAUUUUUCAGAGCUACAGUACAUCACUGGGCUUCCAGUUCUUAAAAGGCUUUGGCUGGAAGGAAAUCCUUUGUGUUGUGCUCGAUGGUAUAGGGCACAAGUAUUCAGCUUCUUCAUGUUCCCUGAAAAAUUGAAAUUAGAUGACAAGGAAAUGAAUACCCAAGAUUUUUGGAAGCGACAACUGAUCAUUGCCAGCAAGCAUAGGAGACCUUCCACCUUUGGGGUUUAUUUGCCUGCAAAAGAUGAGGCUGCAGAGCAGGAAACAUUAAAUAGAAGGAGAAAAGCUUCCCGUCUUGCCUGUAUUGAGAAUGAAGAAGACGUCACCAGCAUGUAUUCUGACCAGGAAUCUGUGUCAUGUGGGAAUGAUGUUCAAAGCCGAGAUGAUUGUGAUUUAUCUGAUGGUGAAGCUGAAAUAGUGGACUUAAUAAAUAAAGUUGAGCAUAUGAAGAAAGAGCGUUCUAUUCUUUGGUUGCGGGAAUUUAAGGAGUGGAUGGAUAGGGAUUCUGGUAAAUAUGUGGAAAGCAGCAAAGAAGGCAGAUCCAAAGUGCAUCCUCAGAAAGAGAAGUAUAUAAUAAAGGGGCCAAGCCAGGGGCAAACAUCUGAAGUCUCAAGAUAUGCCUCAGACUCUGUUCUAGCCUCUGGAGAUGAAAGUAGUUUGACUAUUGUAGAGUCUGAUAGUUCUUAUAUAGAUGCAUCUGCUAGUCUUCUUAAUCAGCAGUACUUUGAAAGUAGAGGUUUUCUUGGUAAUGCUGGUUGGGCCUCUCUUAAUGACUUGGGGAGAGUGGAUGAGGACCGUCUUAUAUCUCAUUCCUUGAAAGGGAUUAAUAGUGCAUUCUCACACUCUAGAAGUUCCGGUGAUACCCAUACCAUUCAAGAUACACAUAGAACAGCUGAAAAAGGUGUCUUAUCACCAUUGACAAUGAUUGAUGACAUUUCUGGGUCUCAAUCAUCUGUUUGCCCCUCAUCGCCUCCUCACUUUCAAGAAGACCUUCUUCAGCGCCGGCAAAACUUGGUGGAGGAAAUUUUCCAGCUCUCUGCAGACUCAUUCUCAGUGGCGUCUUCUGAUAGUAACACAAGCUGUAGUGAAAUUGACUACUCUGGAUUUGAGCAAUCAGUGCUUGAAAUUGAUAAUUUCCAUAGUAAAGACUAUGUGAACAAGGGUAUUGAUGAGCAUAUAUCACUAAAUCUACCCAAGGACAUGUUUAAUAACCAAAGCCAUGGAAGAGAGAAUGGCAUUCAUUCAUCUGAUUUUUCUGCUGAUCAAACUUCUAAACAGUUUUCCAAUGAUUUUGCUUCUGGUGCUGACAGCAAUGAGAGUGCUUGUUUUGUUAACCAACGUGCUGAUUUAUUAGGAAAUAGAAAAAACAGAAAGAAAGCCAAGAAAAGGUUUAUUUCAAUCUUAGAAGAGAGUUCAGACAACAAUGUAUGUUAUUAUGAAAGUGAAUUUAAACAAGUGCAAAGUAAGCUAAUUUCUCAUGAAGAUGCCUCUGAAAUUGUGGGAAAGGAGCAAAGAUCUGCAAAUUUCAAGAGAAUACUUCACGCUGAUGAUGUUACUGAGUUCUCCAUGAUUGAUUGCUGUUCCCAAGAGAACAAUGAUUUGAUUGUUACCUAUUUCAAUACACACAUUGUGGAUCCAGAAGCUCAGGAAUUUUGUAACCAUUGCGUAUGCUGUAAUUCUGUCCUUCAGAGAGAGUCCACCUACCAAGAAAGAGAAGUUGCAGUGAUACUCAGCAACCAUAUGAAGCUCUAUUUGCUACUAAUAACUGCUGAUGAUGACGAGUCAGGAAUUCAUUUGAAUCUAUUAAGUCGCCACAAGGCAGAAGAAGUUUGUGAGGUGCUUGUUGGAAUGGGACUUCAGGUGUUAAGGGUGAAUUUUGAAAGUGGUGAAACAUACCUUUUUAUUACAAGGAGCAUACAAAAAUCAAGAGAGCUAUUAAAGACCUUGCAAGUUUCUGAUUCAUGUGGAGCAAAUGAUAGAUGUUCAAUAAGAAGUUUGGAGCAGGUUCAGGUUGAAUUUUUUGACAACCAAGUAUGUGGUGGUUCCAAUUUGAGCAUUUAUCAGUACGCAAUGGUGCUUGUUUGUUGUAACAACGGCAAAGAGGAAUCAUGGUUUUCGAGAUCACUGUUUGUGACUGGGGCAUAUGUGCUUUUGUGCAUUGAGGAUGUGAAGCAAUUCUGCUUGUUUUCCUCAGAUUCAUCUGUGUCACCAUAUUUCAGAAUUGAUUCUUGUUGCCUUAUUACUGACAUUUGUGAGGCAGUUAUUGAUGUUAAAGAGCGCUUCUGUAUGACAUUAGUUCUGGAACGUCUUAUGUCAGAAUUCCUCCAAUCUACACCCGCUAACCUUCAUGCUGUAAAUAACGGAAAUCAGGUUUCAGGAUCUACUAAAUUGAAGCUUCAGUGGUUUUCUAGAGAUAAUCUGUUGAAGUUUUUGUUGCUGUUGAAGGCAAUCCAGAGAGGAAAAAUGGGCUCUUCUUUGGUAGUAAGAUGUAUAUCAUAAAACCUUUUUGGCUUUUUGUCGCUUCAUAUAUUCAUUUCAUUCUUUUGAUUUCGGUUUUCUUAUUCUUUUCUCUUAGAAAGUGAGUAGUUUGGUUGGUUGGUUGCUUGGUGUGUUAAGUUGAUCAUAGCUUCCUCUUUCCUUCUAUUCUUUGAUUUGUUUCUGCGCAGUUGUGAUUCUUUCAGUGUGCAGAGUUGUACAGUACAACUAGCAAAAUUAACCUCUUCCCCUCUCCCCUGUUGGUCAAAUUAUCGAAGAGAAAAAAUUGCAAUCUUUGUGGAAUGUUACAGUUGUUUCAUCU
Messenger RNA from Prosopis cineraria, 3918 nucleotides. RefSeq lists its product as uncharacterized. Gene Ontology annotation, molecular function: protein binding. Bases 312 to 3620 code for a protein of 1102 amino acids. The record is from RefSeq and is a predicted model, not a curated record. The transcript is spliced from 11 exons. Gene Ontology annotation, cellular component: cytoplasm. Lineage: Eukaryota; Viridiplantae; Streptophyta; Magnoliopsida; Fabales; Fabaceae.